This is a messenger RNA of Cryphonectria parasitica EP155, 1800 nucleotides long. Its product is annotated as alpha/beta-hydrolase. The record is from RefSeq and is a predicted model, not a curated record. The transcript has a single exon. Lineage: Eukaryota; Fungi; Ascomycota; Sordariomycetes; Diaporthales; Cryphonectriaceae. Bases 1 to 1800 code for a protein of 599 amino acids.
AUGUCUCGACAUGGUCGCUCUCAGACCAACUGGACCCAUCACGUGGCACCAGCCCAGACAGCCUUCAUCCUCGUCUUGAUCAUAUUGCUAGUCUGCCUACUCACAAACGGACUGCUAACAAUCGCCCAGCCUGGCCAAAACCCCACGGUCGACCUGGGAUAUGCCACCUACGAAGGAGAGACCGUCGCCGGAGGCAUCAACCGGUUCCGCGGGAUGCGCUAUGCCGCUGCCCCCGUCGGUGAUCUAAGAUGGAGAGCGCCCGUCUCACCACCCACCUCGACAGACACCCAGUCGGCCCAGGACUUUGGUCCCAUCUGUCUGGGCACCUCGGCACCCUACCCUUCCACCACCGAGAGCGAGGAUUGCCUCUUCGUCAACGUGUGGGCCCCCUCAGGCGCCAACACGACUGCCAAGCUGCCCGUGUGGCUGUUCAUCCAGGGAGGCGGAUACGUGACCAACGCCAAUGCCAACUGGGACGGCGCUGAGGUGGUCAUGAAGUCGGGCAACCAGAUCGUCUUUGUCAACUUCAACUACCGCGUGGCGCUGUGGGGAUUCCUGGCGAGCGCGAGGGUGAGCGCCGACGGGGCCCUCAACGCGGGCUUGCUGGACCAGCGCUUCCUCAUGCAGUGGGUCAAGACCAACAUCGCCUCCUUUGGCGGCGACCCAGACAACAUCGUCAUCCACGGCGCCUCGGCCGGCGCAGGAUCUGUGGCCCUCCACCUCACAGCCUACGGAGGACGCGACGACGGCCUCUUCACUGCUGCCAUCGCCGAGUCUGUCUUCUUCCCUGCGCAGCCUUUUGUGCCGCAACUUGAGUACCAGUUCGACCGCCUCGUCAACUCCACAGGCUGCGCCGACGAGGCCGACGAUGACCAGCUGACAUGCCUCCGCGGUCUGAACACCACCACCCUUCAGGCCCAGAACAUCCCCUUCCCAUUCCCAGGACGCGAUGCUACCCCGGAGCCCCUUUUCUACUGGACCCCUUGUAUAGACGGCGACUUCAUCCGUGACCUCCCCUACGACAUGUUCGCCUCGGGCAACUUCGUCAACGUCCCCCUCUUAUUCGGCAACGACAACAACGAGGGCUCUGAGUUCGCCACCGACGCUGCCACGAGCGACGACAUGGUCAACUUUUUACAAAACAACUACCCCCUCCUCACCACCAACGACACCGACGCCAUCGUCAGCCUCUACCCCUUACAAGAACCCGCACCCGCCAUCGCCGGACACGCUGCCUGGUUCCCGUCCGCCAGCAUGGCAUACGGCGAAGCUACAUUUAUCUGUCCCGCCAUCACCAUCCUUGCCGCUUAUGCUGCUGCUGCUGCUGCUGCGUCUGCCUCGUCGUCCUCCACCACCAGCGACACCCAGCUCUGGAACUACCGCUACAACGUCCUUGACCAGACCAACGCAGCCGACGGCCUUGGCGUCCCCCAUCUCUGGGAAUCCUACGCCGUCUUCGGCCCCUCCAAUCUGGACGACGCCCCCGCCCCAACCAGCUACCUUACCUACGACGCCAACGCCGUCCCCCUCGUCAUGGACUAUUUCCUCUCCUUUGUGAGAACGCGCGAUCCCAAUACGCUACGGGCCGAGGGGAGUCCGGCAUGGGAUGCGUGGGUGUCAUCGUCUGAUGGCAAUGGGAGCAGGAUUGUGCUGGAGACAAAUACGACGCACAUGGAGGAUGUUACGCCGGAACAGCGGGCGCGGUGUGCGUUUUGGGAGGGGCUGACACCGCGGACGCAGCAGAAGAAGAGGAGCGUGGAGUUAUGGGAGGGGCAUCAUGUAUUUGGGCAUGAGAUAUGA